GAAUGCGCCACAAAACCAACUUACAGCGCCAUCCUGUCAUGAUUCUGGCAUGGUCGCUGGAUGUGAGACCAAGCAAACGCAGGAAGAUCGAGGCUCAGAAGGCCAUUGGCUUGAAGAACGGGCCAGAUCUAAACCCUGCUGAGCCAGAGAUUAGGCCCUGCUUGGCCUCAGCACGGCUUUCUGAAGAGCUGCGCCACCUGGCGCGGUUGGGAGAUUUGCGCCUCGAGCGUCAUGAAGAGCUGCAGGCCCGUGUGGUGAUUUGUCAGCUUUGCCCACGUGGGGAGGCUGUCGAGAUCGGACUUCAUUGUCCAGAGAGAUAUCCGCUGGUGCCGCCUUUGUUGCGACAUUCCAACUGGAGAAGUAGCGGGCUUGUGGCCGGCUGGCACUACCGGGGUGAUGAACUGCGGCUGCCGCGACUCCAGGAAGAUCGCUGGAGCUUCACCAUGGGUCUCGCUGAUGUUCUUGCCGAUCUCUUGGACUCUGCCGGGCAGUUGUGAUUCGGCCUGCCUGUCGAAUGACCAACAGCACGCUCAGCAAGGUCGACAAGUGCGCUUCAU
Durusdinium trenchii is the source of this 557-nucleotide messenger RNA. Lineage: Eukaryota; Dinophyceae; Suessiales; Symbiodiniaceae. The record is from the annotation of a GenBank genome assembly.